UUCAACCAAACACUUCCUCAAAAUCCUUAUAUAAACAAACAUUCACCUCUAGCUCAACCACACCAAAUCACCAAGUAACACAUUCAUACAUUAUUAAUUUCCAUUAUCAAUGGAGAGGGUGACAAGUUUGGCAUCAGAGAGAUCAGUGGUGAUAUUCAGCAAGAGUAGUUGUUGCAUGUGUCACACAAUCAAAACCCUUCUAAGUGAUUUUGGAGUGAAUCCAGAAGUUCAUGAACUUGAUGAGAUUAAUGGAGGGAGAGAAAUUGAACAAGCACUUUUAAGACUUGGAUGUAACCCUUCUGUGCCUGCUGUGUUCAUUGGUGGUGAGCUUGUUGGUGGAGCUAAUGAAGUUAUGAGUCUUCAUCUUAAUAGGUCUUUGAUUCCAAUGCUUAGAAGAGCAGGAGCACUUUGGGUUUGAUUAAUAAAAUAAUGAUAAGUUAUGAGAUACUAUAUAGUAAUGUAUAAUAAUAAAUCUGUUUUGGUUAAUUUACUUGUAUUUGUAUAAUGAUGAGAUUAUAUAUAGUACAUAUGAAGCCGGCCAGAUAUAUUAAA
This is a messenger RNA of Lathyrus oleraceus (garden pea), 552 nucleotides long. Its product is annotated as monothiol glutaredoxin-S2. Lineage: Eukaryota; Viridiplantae; Streptophyta; Magnoliopsida; Fabales; Fabaceae. The transcript has a single exon. The record is from RefSeq and is a predicted model, not a curated record. The coding region runs from base 110 to 418 and encodes 102 amino acids.